UUGCCGAAUCCUGCCUUUCUCCGUCUUCGAACUCCGUGACAGAAAAUCACCCAUAUGGUGAUAAUGUGACGCUAAUCUCGUUAUCGCCCUUUUGCAUGUGCCGGCCUUCCCAUCACUGUCCUCUCUCUCUCACUCCCUCAGUUCCCUUCUACCAAACAACGGAACCGAAACUCCCUCUCUCUCUCUCUCUCUCUUAUUUCCUUUUAUUUCUCUUCCAUUGUUUUUCCGUUGCAGAAAUUCAACCAAAACAGACAAAUCUCCGAAAGAUACUCUUCUUCGUCUCCGACCUCAAAAUCUCACAGACCAAUCAAAUCGAUCCACCUCACCCACACCAAAUGAGAUCCUCCGCCACUACCGUUAUAACAACCGCCAAAGCCGUAAAUCCCCUUAUAACAUUCGAACACAAGAGGGAUGCAUAUGGAUUUGCGGUGAGACCUCAGCAUGUGCAAAGAUACCGAGAAUAUGCUAAUAUCUACAAGGAAGAAGAGGAGGAAAGAUCAGAUAGGUGGAAUGAUUUCUUGGAACGCCAAGCCGAGUCUGCUCAAUUGCCUAUCAAUGGAAUACCUUCAGAGGAAGGCAAGGAGGCCUCACAUACUGAAGUUGCAGACGAAUGGAACAAUGAAGUACAGGAGGGAGCUGUGGGAGAUGAUAUAUGUGAAAAGAAGGCUGAUUCUGAUAGUCUGUCUGACAAUGAUACAGAAAAACAGAAGGUACAGUCUGCACCGGAGAAAAGAGUUCAUCAGAUCCAAAUAUGGACUGAAAUUAGACCGUCCCUUCGGGCCAUUGAAGAUAUGAUGAGUAGUCGUGUAAAGAAGAAAGGCAGUUUAUCAAAAAAUGAGCAAGAAACCUGUCGAGGGAAGCCGUUAACUCCUACUGAAGCUGGUAGAAUCCCAAAGGGGGCAUCAGAGGAGGAUUCUGAGGAUGAAUUUUAUGAUGCAGAGAGAUCUGACGCAGUUCAGGAUGCCCCUACCAGUGACAGUGUGAGUACCACAACAGGUGCUGAUGCUGCUGCCAAUGCAGCUCCAACAGAACCUUUAUUUCCCUGGAAAGAAGAGUUGGAAGUUCUUGUUCGUGGUGGAGUGCCUAUGGCUCUUAGGGGAGAGCUUUGGCAAGCCUUUGUUGGUGUGACGACACGUCGAGUGGAGAAUUAUUACCAGGAUCUGCUUGCUAAUGAAACUAACUCUGGCAACAACACUGAACAACAGAGCUUCCAGUCAGAUAGUAAGGGUUUAUUCACAAAGUCCCUAUGUGGGCCUGAGAAAUGGAAGGGGCAGAUUGAGAAGGAUUUGCCCCGAACAUUCCCAGGUCACCCUGCUCUGGAUGAUGAUGGUAGAAAUGCUUUGAGACGGUUGCUUACAGCCUAUGCUCGACAUAAUCCCUCUGUUGGGUACUGUCAGGCCAUGAAUUUUUUUGCUGCCUUGUUACUCCUCUUGAUGCCUGAAGAAAAUGCCUUCUGGACUUUGAUGGGCAUUAUUGAUGACUAUUUUGAUGGCUAUUACUCGGAGGAAAUGAUUGAGUCUCAGGUCGACCAACUUGUUUUUGAGGUGUUGGUGCGCGAGAGAUUUCCCAAACUGGGUUUGUUUUUCAAUAUUUGUUCUUUUUUGUGUUUGAAAUUUCCCAGAUGUUCUCUUUUCAUUGCCUUUUUUUGGCAGUUUAUGAUUGACAUUUUUGUCUUUAUUGCAGUCAAUCAUCUAGAUUACCUGGGAGUGCAAGUUGCAUGGGUUUCUGGACCAUGGUUCCUUUCCAUUUUUAUGAACAUGCUUCCAUGGGAAACUGUACUUCGAGUCUGGGAUGUACUCCUGUAUGAAGGAAACCGCGUCAUGCUUUUUAGGACAGCACUUGCUUUAAUGGAGUUGUAUGGUCCUGCACUGGUUACAACUAAGGAUGCAGGUGAUGCAAUUACUUUGCUACAGUCAUUGGCCGGCUCAACAUUUGAUAGCAGUCAACUUGUAUUGACAGCUUGUAUGGGUUACCAAAAUGUAAAUGAAAAAAGAUUAUGUGAGUUAAGAGAGAAGCAUCGGUCAGCUGUAAUAGCUGCAGUUGAGGAAAGAUCAAAGGGGCUUCAAGCUUGGAGGGAUUCUCAGGGCCUGGCAUCUAAGCUAUAUAAUUUUAAGCAUGAUCCCAAGUCGAUGCUUACGGAACCAAAUAAGACAGGACGACUGGUUGAUUCACAAACAAAUGGGGAUCUCUCUUGUUCCGAAUCUGGAUCAACGAAUGCGGACGAAGUUCUUAUUAGUCUGACACGAGAUGCUGAGUUGGAUGCUGUUCCAGAUCUUCAAGAGCAGGUUGUGUGGUUAAAGGUUGAGUUGUGCAGGUUGCUGGAAGAGAAAAGAUCAGCUGUCCUCAGAUCUGAGGAGCUGGAGACGGCUUUGAUGGAAAUGGUUAAGCAGGAUAAUCGACGUGAAUUGAGUGCUCGGGUGGAGCAAUUAGAGCAAGAGGUUGCUGAGCUUCGAAAGACACUUUCUGAGAAGCAGGAACAAGAAAAUGCAAUGCUUCAGGUCCUAAUGCGGGUGGAGCAGGAUCAAAGGGUAACAGAAGAUGCUCGCAGAUUUGCUGAACAAGAUGCAGCUGCACAAAGAUAUGCUGCUCAAGUGCUUCAAGAAAAGUAUGAAGAGGCCAUUGCUUCGCUUGCCGAAAUGGAGAAAAGAGUGGUAAUGGCAGAAUCAAUGUUGGAGGCUACCUUACAGUACCAGUCUGGACAAAAUAAAGUUCAACCUUCUCCACGAUCAUCACAUCCAGAUUCACCAUCAUGCAGCAAUCAAGAGCCCCAACAAGAAAUCCCUACCCGGAAGAUUGGUUUACUUUCUCGACCAUUUGGACUUGGCUGGCGUGACAGAAACAAGGGAAAACCCAGUAAUGCUGAUGUGCCAAAUGAUGGGAAGCCCUCUAAUGAGGGUCAGAAUACUGAAAUCGAGCAGAAAGACAUUUAUGCCAAGGAAACGAAUGGCAAGGACGCGAACAGCGUCCAAGUUCAAGAUAAGAAGUGAGACUAUUGCCAGUUUGUCAUGUUAAUACCUGCAUACAUAUCCUUAAUUUUUGUUGCCUCUAAUUCUUCAUUCAUUGGCCUCUAGUCGAUAAUUUUUCAUUUACAUUGGCAAUUCAGGAGAGUAGUAGCUUUGCUUGUCUGUAAUUUUUGACUUGAAAACCGAUAUAAUGCUCAUAUCCAUAAUUGUUUGUUCGUUCAUUGGACAGUAAUAAUACUAGUUCGUAGUACUAAAGAUAGGGAAUCAACUGUAAGUAUAUGGUACGGGUUUUUUCUUUUUUUGGUAAUGUUUGCUUCUCUGUAGAUAUUUCAAAUCUUAGUGCAUAUUUUUCCAUUUGUAUAUUUCUGCACUCUCUUCUCUCUAACAGCUGACUUGAUAAGCCGUAUUAGAUUUUGUCUGAACAGAUCUAAGAUUAACUUCCGUCUUCACGUGGGAUUGAAAGCAUGAUAUAAGGGUAAGCAUUUUCCAUUCGUUCAAGAGGAUUACCCAAACCGUGGAGGGUAACUCCUUUCCUGGAGAGAAUAUAUUAUAGUUGUGAUUAGGGGUGAAAAAAGUCCAUACAAUGAGAAGCUUAUCAACCUUGAUUCGAAAUUUGUUAUUUGAAACU
Messenger RNA from Durio zibethinus, 3591 nucleotides. Lineage: Eukaryota; Viridiplantae; Streptophyta; Magnoliopsida; Malvales; Malvaceae. The record is from RefSeq and is a predicted model, not a curated record.